AUGGGUCACUCUGGAGAAUCUGGAUUUAAUGAUUACAGUAAUCAUCACAAGAAAAAGCUGUAUACUAUUGUAAUCAAGUUGGGAACUUCUUCGCUGUGCGAUGAAAAGACCCAUGAGCCCAAGAUUGCCAAUAUGGCUUUAAUUGUGGAAACAGUUGUGAAGUUGCGCCGUGAUGGACAUAGAGUAAUUAUUGUUUCCUCUGGAGGUAUUGCCGUUGGUUUGAGACAGAUGAAGCUUCCUCGUAGACCCAAGCAUUUGAGUGCGGUACAGGCUAUUGCAGCCAUUGGUCAAGCCCGGUUGAUUGGGCAAUGGGACGAUAUGUUUCGACAGUUGCAGCAACCGAUUGCUCAGAUUCUGUUGACGCGAUCUGAUAUUGCUGAUCGGACGCAAUAUUUGAAUGCGGCCAACACGAUGAACGAGCUAAUUAAUAUGGGAGUUGUGCCGAUUGUUAAUGAGAAUGAUACAUUGUCAGUGCAUGAGAUUCGUUUUGGUGAUAAUGAUACAUUGUCUGCAAUUACAGCAGGGAUGGUUAAUGCUGAUUUUUUGUUUUUGAUGACAGAUGUGGACUGUCUUUAUACAGAUAAUCCACGGGUUAAUCCUGAUGCACGCCCUAUUCUUGUUGUGGACAAUAUUGCGAAGCUGCGGGUGGAUGUUUCAUCUCCAGGGAGUACAGUGGGGACAGGAGGGAUGACUACGAAGUUGAUUGCAGCGGAACUGGCGACGAGUGCUGGAGUGACUACGAUUAUUUGCAAGUCUUCAGUUCCUGGCAAUUUAUUUUCUAUUGUGAGGUAUAUUCAAGGUCAUGAUUCACCUCGGUUGGGUCCGAUUGAAGAUAGUGUUGAGGCUUUAACACUUGCACGACAAAGGUCACGGGAAGGAUAUGAAACUCAAGGUGAUUUGGAGAAUAGUGAGAAGGUACAGCAGGAGGUAUUAGAGAGUUUGUCUAAGGAAGAUGUGCCAUUGUUUACACGGUUUUUGCCUAAGCGGCAUCCUAUUCGAGACCGGGAGUUUUGGAUUUUGCAUGGUCUAACAGGUCAUGGCAAGCUUUAUGUUGAUCGUGGUGCAUACCGGGCGAUUACUCGUUCUAACAAGGCAGGGUUAUUACCAGUAGGGAUAUUAAAGGUUGAGGGGAACUUUCAUACUUCUGAAUGUGUUGAAGUAUAUGCGGCUAAGCGGAAAGUUAGUGGUGAUGAUGCUGAUGGGAGUAAAGUUGCAGAGGUGGAUGAAUCUGAGGAGCCAGUAUUGAUUGGAAGGGCACUUGUGAAUUAUUCUUCUGUUGAGAUUGAGAGGAUUAGAGGAGAGCAGAGUAGUUUGAUUGAGACUCUUUUAGGGUAUGCGGAUAGUGAGUAUGUUGCGUAUCGGGACAAUAUGGCUUUUUUUAAGGGUAAGCGGGCACAUGAGAUAUUGAGUCAGACAGAGAUUAGUGCUUUAGAGCGAGGAAUUGAAAAUUGA
Molecule: messenger RNA, 1452 nt
Organism: Magnusiomyces paraingens
Lineage: Eukaryota; Fungi; Ascomycota; Dipodascomycetes; Dipodascales; Dipodascaceae
Exons: 2
Coding region: 1-1452 (483 amino acids)
Cellular component (GO): cytoplasm; cytosol
Molecular function (GO): RNA binding; glutamate 5-kinase activity; ATP binding
Source: RefSeq, a predicted model, not a curated record